Molecule: messenger RNA, 1090 nt
Organism: Mizuhopecten yessoensis (Yesso scallop)
Lineage: Eukaryota; Metazoa; Mollusca; Bivalvia; Pectinida; Pectinidae
Exons: 11
Coding region: 29-1039 (336 amino acids)
Source: RefSeq, a predicted model, not a curated record
ACUUCUGCAAGGGAACAAGCUCAGAAACAUGAAGUUCAAGACAGUAAGAGAAGGUCAACAGGCUGUGGUGUUCAAUCACUUUGGUGAAGGUCGUUUGAUUAUUGGACCAGAAAGAGUGUUUCUGUACCGGGAAAGACUCCAGUAUUUGAAGUCGUACACCGCUAAUCAGUACGAGUUCUUAGUGCUGAAGGACAAAGACGGAGUUGUCAUACACAAAAGGGGGCCAUGUGAGAUUUUCCACAACCCCAUGAUGUAUGACAGUAUUGUUACCAAAGAUGCUACCAAAAUAGAUGCCAAUCACCUUAUUGUUGUUUACAAGCGUCUGAAGGACAAUGAUGUACAGCGCAGAAUCAUCCAAGGCCCCACAGUGUUUGUGCCAGAAGCAGAGGAAUGGCUCCACCAGUUUUCCUGGCAUGGUUGUGACGCCUCAGACAAGACCAGAAUGAUCCCAGGACACAAUAAGUUUACACAGCUGGCAGUAAUUCCAGAACAGUUUUACUACAAUGUGCGGGAUGUCAGGACUGUUGAUGACACGAUGAUUACUGUAAAGCUCAUGCUUUUUUACGACCUCAAGGAGAUACUCAAAAUGCUGGACACGACCCAUGAUCCUAUCGCUGACAUGAUAAAUGCUGUUUGUGCUGACGUGAUAACAUUCUCAGGGAGGAAUACGGGUGCAGAGAGCGAAAGGGAGCGUCACCCCUGGAUACCGAGGAUGAACCACACAAGGUCAAUAUUAAUUAAAGGACAACAAGAGAUGGAGAAAGCAGAACAGGAUCACAAACAGGAGGUUGAAAACAUGAAACAGGUACAUGAACUUGAGAUGAGGCAGAUGGAACACGAGCAGGCUCUCAAGGUCGCCACAAUGACUACCAGCAGCAACUUAGAUGACCAGAAAGCGAAGAACACUAAACAAGUUGAUCAUCUAUCAAAGUUACGAGACCUGGGUAUGGACGUGACAUUAUACAUAACGCUACAACACACUCCGCCAGCUAAUGAGGAAAUCCGAGUAGCUACCACACCCGCUGGCACAGCAUUAUAAUCAAAACAUUCGCUGCUGGCUGACGAAAAAAUACUCACAGUCGCCAUGAUG